Messenger RNA from Thamnophis sirtalis, 1189 nucleotides. NCBI's taxonomy places the organism in Eukaryota, Metazoa, Chordata, Lepidosauria, Squamata, Natricidae. The record is from RefSeq and is a predicted model, not a curated record.
AUUAUUAAAUGUCCAUUAUUAUUUUUUUGCAGUGGGCAGAUCAAGCUAGCAGACUUUGGUCUUGCCCGACUUUACAGUUCAGAAGAAAGCCGGCCAUAUACCAAUAAAGUCAUUACACUAUGGUAUCGACCACCUGAGUUGCUGCUAGGCGAGGAGCGUUACACACCAGCUAUAGAUGUCUGGAGCUGUGGCUGCAUCCUUGGGGAACUCUUCACAAAGAAACCUGUUUUUCAAGCUAAUCUUGAGUUGUCUCAGCUUGAAUUAAUCAGCCGUCUUUGUGGGAGCCCCUGUCCAGCUGUAUGGCCAGAUGUCAUCAAACUCCCCUACUUCAACACCAUGAAACCAAAGAAGCAAUAUCGUAGGCGCCUACGGGAGGAGUUUUCCUUUAUUCCUUCUGCUGCCCUUGACCUGUUAGACAAUAUGCUAACACUGGACCCCAGCAGACGAUGUACAGCACAGCAAGCAUUGCAGAGUGAUUUCCUGAAGGAUGUUGAUGUCAGCAAGAUGGAUCCUCCAGACCUUCCUCAUUGGCAGGAUUGUCAUGAACUGUGGAGCAAGAAACGUCGGCGGCAACGGCAAAGUGGGAUUGUGGUGGAGGAACUCCCCAUGGCAAAGGUUUCCCAGAAGGACAUAGCCUCUGUAAUAAGCACUGAUGCAAUCAAGAAUCAUAGCAGCCCAGUACCCCCACAGUCUGUUCAGAUCAAAACACAACCUGGUUCUGGACACUCAUUUGCAGGUCUUGGUGACGUCACACAGCAGUUGAAUCAGAGUGAGCUGGCUGUCUUAUUGAACUUGUUGCAGAGGCAGACAGACCUAAGUGUUCCACAGAUGGCCCAGCUACUGAACAUCCAUUCAAACCUUGAGAUGCAGCAACAUCUGGAGGCCCUUAACCAGUCAAUCAAUGCACUCAAUGAAGCUACUACCACUCAGCAACUGCAGGAUUCUAAGAAAGUGCCUGAAGAGGAAACAGCUGCUCAGGAACCACCCCCACCAGCCGGUUCCUCUGAGGAGCACGCCACUCCAGAAGCAGCAAGCACUCAAGUAGACAUGCAAAGCAUCCUGGCAGUUUUGCUGAGCCAGCUAAUUAAAGCCCAAGAGUCUGCAUCAAAGACACAGAAUAGCAAUGAGAAGAACAGCGAUCUAUGGGGGCCACAGAAAACCCCCACUUUGCUUCAGGAGGAAACUGCAG